UCAGUUAAAAAGCAAUGCUAAUUUGCUUAAAAAUAAAUAAAUAAAUAUUCUAUUUCAUUUGCCAAAAUCACAUUGUCUCCUAUAUAUAUAUUUGCACCCUUCUCUACAAAUUUUUUCUAAAAAGAAAGAAAAAUGAAGCAUUCAUUAGUCCUAAUCUAUGCAUGUAUUUCUCUUCUUCUCUUCUUCCAUCCUUCGCUUUCCUGUCAACUCAUCCAUCAAACAUGCAAGAGAAUUGCAGACAAUGAUCCCAAUGUGAGCUACAAUUUAUGCGUCAUGAGCCUUGAAUCAAAUCCCAUGAGUGCAAAUGCGAGCCUUGAAGAACUUGGAGUCAUCGCGGUCGAGCUAGCCUUGUCUAAUGCGACAUACAUCAAUUGGUACAUUAGCAAUAAGCUUUUGCAGGAGAAAGGGUUUGAUCCAUAUGCCAAGGCUUGCCUAAAAGAUUGUCAUGAACUUUACUCCGACGCCAUCCCUGAGUUAAAAGAUGUGCUCGAUGAUUUUAAGGACAAAGACUACUACAAGGCUAAUAUAGAGUUGAGUGCGGCCAUGGAGGCGUCGACUACUUGUGAAGAUGGUUACAAGGAAAGGAAAGCUGUGUAGUAUUGAUCUAAUAUUGCUUCUUACUUCAGCUUCAUCUUUGGAGUCCUCUCAAUUAAACUAGGGUGCCUAUGCUGCUAAUCAGAUAGUGACGUUGCUUCAUCUAUGGCUUGUUUGACCAUCAAAGAAAUAAAUUAAAGGAGAGCUGCACUCCUAGGAAUAGUAUUAAUGGACCUAAGAUUUGAGCAACAUUUCUAUGUCAAAUGUUUCCUAAACAAUCAGUUCCAAAUUUAUAAUUUUGCACAAA
Molecule: messenger RNA, 841 nt
Organism: Vitis vinifera (wine grape)
Lineage: Eukaryota; Viridiplantae; Streptophyta; Magnoliopsida; Vitales; Vitaceae
Product: putative invertase inhibitor
Exons: 2
Coding region: 133-597 (154 amino acids)
Biological process (GO): negative regulation of catalytic activity
Molecular function (GO): enzyme inhibitor activity
Source: RefSeq, a predicted model, not a curated record